Messenger RNA from Oncorhynchus tshawytscha (Chinook salmon), 1393 nucleotides. RefSeq names its product neuromedin-K receptor-like. Gene Ontology annotation, biological process: G protein-coupled receptor signaling pathway; positive regulation of flagellated sperm motility. The record is from RefSeq and is a predicted model, not a curated record. Gene Ontology annotation, molecular function: tachykinin receptor activity. The transcript is spliced from 4 exons. Bases 76 to 909 code for a protein of 277 amino acids. Gene Ontology annotation, cellular component: sperm midpiece; plasma membrane. NCBI's taxonomy places the organism in Eukaryota, Metazoa, Chordata, Actinopteri, Salmoniformes, Salmonidae.
GAGAUAUCAGCUGAUGUAUGAAGGGCUAUAUAAAUCAAUUUGAUUUGAUUUCAACGUCUUGACCCCUGCAGGUACAUGGCCAUCAUCCACCCUCUGAAGCCCCGGUUGUCGGCUACAGCCACCAAGGUGGUGAUAAUGUGUAUCUGGGCGCUGGCCGUGGUGCUGGCCUUCCCACUCUGCUUCUACUCCACCAUCCGCAUCCUGCCCCGCCGAACCAUCUGCUACGUGGCCUGGCCCCGCAAAGAGGACGACCCCUUCAUGUUUCAUAUCAUUGUGAUGGUACUGGUCUACCUGCUGCCCCUAAUGGUAAUGGGAAUCACCUACACCAUCGUUGGGGUGACUCUGUGGGGGGGAGAGAUCCCAGGGGAUUCAUCUGACAACUACCACGGCCAGCUCCGGGCCAAGAGGAAGGUGGUCAAGAUGAUGAUCAUCGUGGUGGUGACCUUCGCCCUCUGCUGGCUGCCGUACCACGUCUACUUCAUCGCGACGGGCCUCAACAAGGCUCUGAUGAGGUGGAAGUCCAUCCAGCAGGUCUACCUGUCAGUGCUGUGGCUGGCCAUGAGCUCCACCAUGUACAACCCCAUCAUCUACUGCUGCCUCAACAGCAGGUUCCGGGCUGGCUUCAAGCAGGUGUUCCGCUGGUGCCCCUUUGUCCAGGUGUCCAGCUAUGACGAGCUGGAGCUGAGGGCCACGCGCCUCCACCCGGCCCGCCGGAGCAGCAUGUACACCUUGUCUCGCAUGGAUACCGCCGUGGUAGUGGUGUAUGACCCUGUAGACAGAACAAACAACCAGAACCAGGCCAGGAAGAAGAGCUACGUCAACCCUAGAGUAGAAAACGGGCUUGGUUGCAAUAGGAACGGGGCCAAGGCAGGCUGCGCCCCCAGUGCUGAGGCUGAGGACUUCUCCUAAAGGAGGGCAUACGAGAAAGCAGACAAACACACUGGCAUGUGUUCACACACACAGGCAUGUAUAGAGUGGUAACUUAUACUGUGUACAGUACAUGCAAAAACAGGUAGACAUUGCAAACAUGCAUACAAGACAUGCUGUCCCUGUCAAUACACACACAUGCAAACACACACUUUUCAAAGAGUUCAGAGAAGAUGGCAGAAAACACAUGUUAGAUGAGAAGCAGGAAUUCAUUGUCAAAUAUAACCAUUAGAUAACAUAUUGUUGUACGGUCUGUAAUACUGAGUGUACUGUAUAUAAAAACAUGCAUACGAAAAAAUAUACAAAAAAUGCCUGGCCAAGUAACACCCUGAAUGUAAAGGCUACUGAGUGUUCAAAACAUUAUGAACACCUGCUCUUUCCAUGACAUAGACUGACCAGGUGAACCCAGUUGAAAGCUAUGAUCCCAUAUUAAAUCCACUUCAAUCAGUGUAGAUGAAGGGGAGGA